Molecule: messenger RNA, 1473 nt
Organism: Pterocles gutturalis (yellow-throated sandgrouse)
Lineage: Eukaryota; Metazoa; Chordata; Aves; Pterocliformes; Pteroclidae
Product: tubulin alpha-5 chain
Exons: 3
Coding region: 86-1387 (433 amino acids)
Biological process (GO): microtubule cytoskeleton organization; mitotic cell cycle
Cellular component (GO): microtubule; cytoplasm
Molecular function (GO): structural constituent of cytoskeleton; GTP binding
Source: RefSeq, a predicted model, not a curated record
GGAGAGAGCUUUGCCAGGGUCUGACCCUGCCUCCCCCUCCCAGCGCGAGUGCAUCUCUGUCCACGUCGGCCAGGCUGGCGUCCAGAUGGGUAACACAUGCUGGGAGCUGUACUGCCUGGAGCACGGCAUCCAGCCCGAUGGGCAGAUGCCCAGCGACAAAACCAUCGGCGGAGGGGACGACUCCUUCACCACCUUCUUCUGUGAGACUGGAGCUGGGAAGCACGUCCCACGGGCCAUCUUUGUGGACCUGGAGCCCACUGUGAUCGAUGAGGUUCGGGCUGGGAUCUACCGCCAGCUCUUCCACCCUGAGCAGCUCAUCACCGGCAAGGAGGAUGCUGCCAAUAACUACGCCCGCGGGCACUACACUAUUGGCAAAGAGAUCAUCGACCAAGUGCUGGACAGGAUCCGGAAGCUGGCUGACCAGUGCACUGGCCUUCAGGGAUUCCUCGUGUUUCACAGCUUUGGAGGUGGCACUGGCUCUGGAUUCACCUCCCUGUUGAUGGAGCGACUCUCCGUUGACUACGGGAAGAAGUCCAAGCUGGAGUUCUCCAUCUACCCUGCACCACAGGUCUCCACUGCUGUGGUGGAGCCCUACAACUCCAUCCUCACCACUCACACCACCCUGGAGCACUCAGACUGUGCCUUUAUGGUGGACAAUGAGGCCAUCUACGACAUCUGCCGCAGGAACCUUGAUAUCGAGCGCCCAACCUACACAAACCUCAACCGCCUCAUCAGCCAGAUUGUCUCAUCCAUCACAGCAUCACUGCGGUUCGAUGGGGCUCUGAACGUUGACCUGACCGAGUUCCAGACCAACUUGGUGCCCUACCCUCGCAUCCACUUCCCCCUGGCUACCUACGCCCCUGUCAUCUCCGCAGAGAAAGCUUACCCCGAGCAGCUGUCAGUGGCCGAGAUCACCAACUCCUGCUUUGAGCCGGCCAACCAGAUGGUGAAGUGUGACCCUCGCCACGGCAAGUACAUGGCCUGCUGCCUGCUGUACCGUGGGGAUGUGGUGCCCAAGGACGUCAACGCUGCCAUCGCCACCAUCAAGACCAAGCGCAGCAUCCAGUUUGUGGACUGGUGCCCCACGGGCUUCAAGGUGGGCAUCAACUACCAGCCACCCACGGUGGUGCCAGGGGGGGACCUGGCCAAGGUGCAGCGCGCUGUCUGCAUGCUGAGCAACACCACGGCCAUCGCCGAAGCCUGGGCUCGCCUGGACCACAAGUUCGACCUGAUGUACGCCAAGCGAGCCUUCGUGCACUGGUACGUGGGCGAGGGCAUGGAGGAAGGGGAGUUCUCCGAGGCACGGGAAGACAUGGCUGCUCUGGAGAAGGAUUAUGAGGAGGUGGGCCUGGACUCCUACGAGGAUGAAGAGGAGGGCGAGGAGUAGAGAAGCCCCUGCCCAAGAGGACCGUGCUUCUUCCCUGUGUUCCCUGCAGAAACCCUUUGCAAUAAACCGUUUCAGAGCCUCUGUGU